Molecule: messenger RNA, 1630 nt
Organism: Panicum virgatum (switchgrass)
Lineage: Eukaryota; Viridiplantae; Streptophyta; Magnoliopsida; Poales; Poaceae
Exons: 1
Coding region: 67-1083 (338 amino acids)
Source: RefSeq, a predicted model, not a curated record
CCGCCUCCUCUGGAGUGGCCCCCCGCUUCCGCAACCAGCCGAUCGUCGGAGAAGGAGAAGGGGACGAUGGCCAACGGACUGCGCAGCGUCCAGAGGACGAUUGAAGCUUUCCGCCGCGGCAAUUACUCCGUGGAAAAAGACGGCCCCAACAGAUCUGAGGUGAUGGGUUACAUCCAUGGGUACUACAAGGAGGCGUUUGAUCGGCUCCCUUCCUCUCUGGAUCCGCUCGUCCACGAGGUUGGCUUCUGCUUCGGCUUCUUCGACCCCGUCUUCAACAUCAUCGCCAACACCGCUGCCCUUGGAGGCUCAUCAUCGUUGGUGGAGAAAGAGGCAAAGCGGGAGGGGAAGAGGAGGAGAUCAGAAAUCGGCACCAGCAGCAAGGGAAAGGGGAAGAAGGCCAGUAGGGGGAAGGAGAUCUGCGCCGAUGCCAACGUAAUUGCAGCGCGAUCGCUCAAGGGCCUCGUCACCUUCCUCACCACCUACUUCCUCUACCUUCCCACCUCGGAAGCCCUGCGCUAUCUGCGCCUGGCCAGGGCUGAUCUCCUCGUAGCCGUGCGCAUCAUCGAGGAGGAUCGCGACUCUGAAGCCUUCACCAUCCACCACCCUACAACCAAAAUUGCUCUGACUUGUGCUGCCCUCGCUGCAAUGCGUCACCACGACUCCGGAUCAGAUGAUCCCAAGGUCACCAGACUUGCGACUAGCUCUCUCACGCUGGCUUCCCGUUUGGACAUGGUCUCCCCCUUCCUGACGAUGCAAGGCUGCCAGUGCAUUAGUAUUGCCACUAUAAGUCAACUUUUCAAGUUAUCGUCGGAAGGCAGGCAUGAGACAGCAGACUCGGAUGGGGUCAUGCGGUAUGCCAUCCCAAGGUUUCCCUCCAGCAUAAAGAAGACGCCGUAUCCGUAUGACCUUGAACUAGCUCUGAUGAAGGUGCUUCAAGAUAGAAUCCAUGGGUUCUACCUCAAGGCAAUUUCCUGCAUCCCGGUGUCCUGCUUGCACUUGCGGCACCACCGGGGCCUCCUGAAGGCUGGCCACUGCUAUGGUCGGUUUGAUCCUGUCACCAACAUCAUCCUCCACACCAUCUAGUAUGACACCGUAUUCCCCCCACACAAAGAGUUUAAGGUGGACAUGAUCUACAAUGAGACCCUCGCCCGCACUGUGUGUCGCUCCCUCUAUGGCCUCAUCUCCUUUGUAACAAAGCUAUUCCCUGCGCUCUCCAAAUAUGAUGCUACAUGAUACCUUCUUUUGGACAAUGCGACACUUGAUUGUAUCAUCACGAGGACAAACCAGGAUGGCUACCAAAUAUCUGCCAAUCAACAUGGUGCUUACAUGGCUGCUGCUCGUGCUGCAAAUCACCCUAACCCUACAGCACUAGCAACCUUUGCAUCAGGGUCCAUGCAAGAAGGGUUAGAUUUGAAGUCAUUGCUUGAGGUUAAGCGUACCCUGUCCCCUGAUGAUGUUCGCACCAUCUCGACACAUUUGUUACAGUAUCCACGUAACAAGCCUGGGGGGCUGGUUCAGAAACUGACAAAGCAUGACUCCCAGAUUGUCUCUGCCAAAAGGAAGGAUUUUGAGGCGCACCAAAAUUCGAUUUACAGAUGUGUUCAAGCUGCAUUAAGUAAACAUACACAAG